AUGGGGAAAAUGACGAAGUUGGGCGCCGUAGCCCCUCUGAAGAAACGAAGCAACAAAGAGCGAAUAGCGUCUAAUUCAGCUCAAAUCGCGGCGAUGUGGAAGAAAUUUGAGGAGACCGAGCGGGUGUUGGAAGCCUUUUCCCGAAGCCAGGGAUACACGUGCUUAUUGGGGCCCUUCAUGGGAGCGCUUCCUCCGUUACCGGCGGCCCCUAUAGUGGACGUAGACAGGGCGAUCGCCGAAACAGACAGGGCAAUGUCCGAACUGCAGAGGGCAAUGAAACACACGGAGAAGAGGGUGAUAGUCAUGUGCCGCAGCCUCGGGUUAGCAUUCCCAAUUGGGGCUUCUUCCAGGCGCAUGCAUCAACCCUAA
Molecule: messenger RNA, 369 nt
Organism: Linum tenue
Lineage: Eukaryota; Viridiplantae; Streptophyta; Magnoliopsida; Malpighiales; Linaceae
Source: the annotation of a GenBank genome assembly